AUGGAGAACUGGUCUGAGUUGCCGUCGGAGAUCAUCCACUCUAUCUCCUUGAGAAUCGACAACCUCUUUGAUUUGAUCCACUUCCGGUCAGUAUGUUCCUUUUGGCGAUCCUCUAGCCUCCUCAAAUUUCGACCGUUGACAUCACCUAGAUAUUGUCCUUUUCCCAUUGACUCUAGCGGUUGUGGUGAUGAUUGUUAUGUCUCGAGCAGCCGUGUUUAUCUUGUCAAGUCUUCUUCUGAUCACAACGGUCCUCGAUAUUGGUUGUUUAAGCUACGGGAGACAGAGAAUGGAGAUAUAGUUCUAUCUAAUUUUUUCGAAAGAAGUUACUGUAGAUAUGUGAAUCCACCUUUUUCACUUGACUUGCUCAGAUGUCAAGUCAUUGAGUUAGCUCAAGAACAUGUGGCUUGUUACACUUGGUCCGACGGAUUCCAAAAUCUGUUUCAGGAGGAAGGACGCAUUGGAUUUAUGAGUUUAGACGCAGAUAACAACGAAUUUAUGGUUCUAGGGAAUUCCAUAUUCCCGGCUCCCACGGUGUAUAGGUCAACCGAUGAGCGUUGGACUGAGCUCCAGAUCACAUAUCCCGAUGCAAUUCUUGAAGCGAUAGUUUCAUAUAAAAGUAAGUUUUACGCCAUUGAUGUCACCGGGAGAACAAUAGUUGUAGAGCCAACUUAUCUACAAGUGACUACGUUUCAGCAGUCUAGACCGUGUGAUAAGAAGACAAGGAAACGUUGGCUUCUAAACUCUGGGGACAAGGUCCUUCUCGUGGAGAUGUGGUCAGAGAGCCACGCCAAUUUUUCCAUACCUGAUAUCCGUGAGGAGAAGAUAUGGUUCCAAGUUUCAGAGUUAGACGUGGAGAGAAGGGAUUGGAAUCAAGUGGAAGAUGUGGAUGGUCGUGUACUGUUCUUGGGGCAAUAUUGCUCCUUCUCGUGCUUGGCUACUGAGAUUCAGGGAUUUAGAGGCAACUCUAUAAUAUUUCCGGACCUGUGGGGACUAACUAAUUCAAUUGAGCAUGAAAGCAUUCAUGUGUAUGAGUUCAGUGAGCAAGGCGUUAGUUCUGUAGAAGACAUUCCCGAGUAUGUUGAGCUGUUUCCAUUUCCCACUGAUUGGGUAAUCUCGAACGCAUGAUGUUAUUGACAUUCACUACAUUAAUAUACUUUUUUCUUGUGUUGUAGCCAAAGCUUGGCUGCUAAUUACGCUUUUAAUAUUUUAUUUUAUUUCAUAUUGUUAUGGAAAAAAGAUAAGUUUUCAGUCCAUGGAGAAAAUAAGAGUUCCAU
Molecule: messenger RNA, 1274 nt
Organism: Raphanus sativus (radish)
Lineage: Eukaryota; Viridiplantae; Streptophyta; Magnoliopsida; Brassicales; Brassicaceae
Product: putative F-box/kelch-repeat protein At5g24040
Exons: 3
Coding region: 1-1125 (374 amino acids)
Source: RefSeq, a predicted model, not a curated record